CGAUCAUUGACACCCAUACUUAAAAACCCUGUUAAACGUUAGAAUAUAUGAAUAUAAUAAUUUGCAACACAAUCAUCAUCACAUCAACCCCCAAGGACGGGGUAGAAGGGGGGAGGGGUGGGGUGGUUGGAAGCCAAGGUGGGCAAUCUCUGUUCAGUCCCUCAGCUUCUCUCACUUUCAUCCCUCUCUGCUUCAAUCUUCAGAAGAAUGGCAACCACAAUUUCUAUUUCCUAUUUUACCCCUACCACCCUUCUCUAUUUCCUUCUCUUGUCCACUUCCCACUUUCCCAUUUUAGCCAUUAACAUUACCCAUCUCCUAACUUCAUACCCUGAUCUCUCCGACUUCACUAAUCUCCUUUCCACCACCUCCGUCGCCGCCGAUCUAGCACAGCGCUCCUCCGUCACCAUCCUCGCCGUCCCCAACACCUUCCUCCGCUCCUCCGAUCUGAUAAACAACCGUCCUCCGUCGUCGUCCUCCGCCAACUUCGCCGAUGUUCUCCGUUACCACGUACUUCUGGAGUACUUCUCUUGGCCGGAUCUCCGCCUUAUCCCCCCAACCGGGAAACUAAUCACCACUCUCUUUCAAACCACAGGACGUGCUCCGAACAACUUCGGGUCCGUUAACAUAACCCGUGACCCGACUUCAAAUGCCAUCACUAUCCAUUCAUCAAACUCAAACGCUACUAUUAUCUCUCUCAUAAAAACCCUUCCUUAUAACAUCUCCAUCUUCACCGUUGAUUCUGUUUUAGUUCCAAAUGGAUUUAAUCUAAUGGCAUCUGAAACUCGUCCCCCUUUAGGGCUCAAUAUAACAAAGACACUAAUCGACGGUCACAACUUUAACGUCGCAGCGUCAAUGCUGACGGCAUCAGGAGUAGAACAAGAGUUUGAGGAUGACGAAGGUGGUGCAGGAAUAACGCUGUUUGUACCGACAGACCAAGCAUUUUCGGAUCUGAGGUCAUCAGUAAGAUUCCAAUCUCUGCCGGCGGAGAAAAAAGCUGACGUGUUAAGGUUCCACGUUUUGCACUCAUAUUACCCGCUCGGUUCACUGCAGUCGAUAGUGAACCCGGUUCAACCAACGUUAGCGACGGAGCAAAAUGGAGCUGGAAGCUUUACGCUUAAUAUUUCUAGGGUUAAUGGGUCGGUAGCUAUAGAUACCGGGAUCGUUCAGGCGUCGGUGACUCGAACAGUGUUCGAUCAGAAUCCGGUGGCGAUAUUUGGAGUGUCCACGGUUUUGUUGCCCAGAGAAUUUUUUGGUAAGAAUCCAAUUGAGGUGAAUAAGCCAAGUGGUGGAUUAGCUGGGCCGCCAGAGAUUUCUCUUCCGCCGGAUAAUUCGCCGGAUAUUGACGGUUCAGCUAGCCACUUGUCUUCACCGCCGGGAUUAGGGAAUAAAGGUACGUCGGCGGCGGCGAACAGGAAAAGUGUAGUGAGAAUAUUUUUGGGUUUAUGGUACAUAGGAUUCUAUCUACUGGUAAUUAAUUAAUUCUCAAAUCGUGUAAUUAUUUUUUCCUGCUAUUUCCAUUUUUCACACGGCAAAUUUAAUUUUGGAUGGUACUAGAAAGAAGCAAUUAUUCCUGCUAACGUGUUGAUUUUGUCUUUAUGGAAAUGAUUUAGGUCAGGCAGUACCGAUUUUUUGGCCUUUUCCUUUUCUUUUCUUUUUUAAUCUUAAUUUAUGUUGUUGUAAUCUGUAAAGAGCUCCGUUUUAUUUAUUAAUUGCUAGAUGAGUAUGUUUAUAA
This is a messenger RNA of Nicotiana attenuata, 1732 nucleotides long. Its product is annotated as fasciclin-like arabinogalactan protein 4. Bases 208 to 1479 code for a protein of 423 amino acids. The record is from RefSeq and is a predicted model, not a curated record. NCBI's taxonomy places the organism in Eukaryota, Viridiplantae, Streptophyta, Magnoliopsida, Solanales, Solanaceae. The transcript has a single exon. Gene Ontology annotation, cellular component: plasma membrane. Gene Ontology annotation, biological process: multidimensional cell growth; mucilage biosynthetic process involved in seed coat development; abscisic acid-activated signaling pathway.